Drosophila busckii is the source of this 3081-nucleotide messenger RNA. RefSeq names its product probable 2-oxoglutarate dehydrogenase E1 component DHKTD1 homolog, mitochondrial. The record is from RefSeq and is a predicted model, not a curated record. The coding region runs from base 106 to 2886 and encodes 926 amino acids. Lineage: Eukaryota; Metazoa; Arthropoda; Insecta; Diptera; Drosophilidae. The transcript has 11 exons. Gene Ontology annotation, biological process: tricarboxylic acid cycle. Gene Ontology annotation, molecular function: thiamine pyrophosphate binding; oxoglutarate dehydrogenase (succinyl-transferring) activity.
AACGCGAGCGGCUGCGUUGCCAAGCAAAAAAGACGUACUGGCAAUAACUAAAAAGAACAGAAUACACAAAAACAUAAAUAUAAGUAUUGAAACUAAUCAGCUAAAAUGCUGCGUCACAUAGCAAACUCAAAAACUAAAGUCCCCAAUCAGCUGUUGGCACGCCCAAAACGCGCUUAUCACAGCAAGCUGGGCGUCUGGGGCUAUCGACCGGCUGCGAAGCGUGUUUUCGAAGUGCCCGAGGAGGUGAGACAGGCGAGGAAUGCACAAAGCAAUGUCUAUCGCUGGGUUGAGGCCUUUCGCCAGCACGGACACAAAUUGGCCAGCGUAAAUCCCAUCAGCAUCAAAGUGCCCAACAACCAAAGCGAGCUGCAGGAAUUAAGCCCCGCAUUUUAUGGACUGCAGACGCAGCAAGCGGUGCGCACCGCUGGCCUCUUAAGUGCUCCAGAUAGCGACGCCGCCGAAAAUGUUACCCAGCUAGAGCAACUGCUACGCGACAUUUACUGUGGCAAAGCGGUCAGCGCCGAGUUCGCCUACAUUGAGAAUUUGGAGGAGCGUGAGUGGUUGGCCAACAAUUUCGAGUCGCUUAAAGCGCGCGAGCUGCAGCCAGCGGAGCGCUGCGAAAUCGCCGAACUGCUAAUUAAGUCGCAGGCAUGGGAUAAUUUUAUGGCGCUCAAAUUUCCCACCGUCAAACGCUAUUCUGGCGAGGGUGCCGAAUCCAUGUUGGCCUUCUUCUGGCAGCUGCUGCGCGACAGCGUUCACGCGCAUGUUGAGCAUGUGGUGCUUGCCAUGCCACAUCGAGGACGCACACCGUUGCAGGCGGUUCUAUUCAAUAUGCGGCCAGCGAAAGUUUUUCGCAAGCUAAGCGGAGCAUCAGAGUUUGCCGAAGACAUUGAAGCCAUGUCGGACGUCAUAAGUCACUUCCAUGUUUCCGAGCAACUGCAAGUGCUGGACAAGACCAUCAACUUUAGCAUGGUGCGCAACCCUUCACAUUUAGAGGCAGCUAAUCCCGUGGCCAUGGGCAAGGCGCGUUCCAAGCAGCAGAGCCGUGGCGAUGGCGCCUUUAACAGCGCUGACUGUCCACAGCCCUUUGGCCAGCAUGUGCUCAAUGUUAUACUGCACGGAGAUGCCGCUUUUGCCGGACAGGGCAUCAAUCAGGAAUGCCUCAACAUGGCCUAUGUGCCACACUUUGAUGUCGGCGGCAGUUUGCAUUUAAUAGUCAACAAUCAAGUGGGCUUUACCACACCUGGCGAGCGUGGACGUUCCACGGAUUAUGCAUCUGACCUGGCCAAAAGCAUUCAGGCGCCUGUGUUCCAUGUGAAUGGCGAUGAUCCUGAAGCACUGGCGCAAGUCACCAGCUUGGCUUUUCGCUAUCAACGCGAAUUUCGCAAGGAUAUUUUUAUCGAUCUCAACUGCUAUCGCCGCUGGGGGCACAACGAGCUGGAUGACCCCACGUUUACCAAUCCGCUGGUAUAUAAACUAGUGCAUUCGCGCCAAUCCGUGCCAGAUCUAUAUGCUACACAACUGGCGAAACAGGGAGUCUUUAGCGAGCAGCAGGCGCAGCAAGUGCGUGAAAAUUAUAUGAACCAUCUGACUGAGGAACUGGCGUUGGCGGCUACCUAUACGCCAGCGCCUUCCUACUUUGAGCAACAAUGGGCUGGCUUUAAGCUAGCGCCAGCUAACGAGUUGACCUAUUGGGAUACUGGCUUGGAUUACAGUCUGCUGCACUGGAUUGGCCAACAGAGUGUUACGUAUCCCGAAAGUUUUAACAUACAUCCGCAUCUAUUCAAAACUCACGUGCAAGCGCGCCUUAAGAAACUGCAAACUGGCACCAAAAUUGACUGGGCUACUGCCGAGGCUUUGGCUGUUGGCAGCCUGAUGUAUCAGGGACAUAAUGUGCGCAUAAGCGGUGAAGAUGUGGGUCGUGGCACCUUCUCGCAUCGUCAUGCCAUGCUGGUGGAUCAAGAGACCAAUGAGAUGUAUGUGCCGCUCAACAAUCUGGAGGGCGGUCUAGGUGGCAAAUUGGAACUGGCGCACAGCAUAUUGUCCGAGGAGGCGGUGCUGGGCUUCGAGUACGGCAUGGCCAUAGAUAAUCCACAAAAUCUCAUCAUCUGGGAGGCGCAAUUCGGUGACUUUGCCAAUGGCGCUCAAAUCAUAAUCGAUGCAUUUAUAGUUUCUGGCGAGACCAAAUGGAUGGAGUCCAAUGCGCUGGUUAUGCUGCUGCCGCAUGGUUACGAUGGUGCCGCUUCGGAACACAGCUCCUGUCGCAUUGAGCGCUUCUUGCAGCUCUGCGACUCUAAGGAGACCACACCCGAUGGCGAUGGCGUCAAUGUGCAUGUGGUUAAUCCCACAACACCAGCGCAGUACUAUCAUGUGCUGCGUCGUCAGCUGGCUAGAAACUUCCGCAAGCCACUGGUCAUAGUGGCUCCCAAAACUCUGCUACGUUUAUCACAAGCUACUUCCACGCAUGAGGACUUCCAGCCAGGCAGCAUGUUCCACAAUGUGCUGGGCGAUACCACGGUGCAGCCGGAACAGGUGCGCAAGGUUAUCAUUUGUAGUGGCAAGCACUAUUACAAUCUUUUAGAUGAGCGCGAGAAGCGUCAGGCGAUGGACACAGCUAUUGUGCGCCUGGAAUCGCUUUGCCCCUUCCCCGUGGGCGAGUUGCAGGCUCAGAUAGCUCAAUAUGGCAAUGUUCAGAAUUACGUCUGGAGUCAAGAGGAACAUCGUAACAUGGGCGCUUGGAGUUUCGUGCGACCACGGUUUGAAAAUUUAAUUGGCAAAAAACUCUAUUAUUGCGGUCGCUGUGAGGCGCCCACGCCCGCUACUGGCAUUGGCAAAGUGCAUAAACGUGAAGUUGAUGAGAUUCUUGCUGCUCCAUUUGAGCUUUAGUGCGGCUUGGCUACAGCUUCGACUUGCCGCAUGCAUUACAUAGUACUUUAGCCCAAUAAAACUGCCAAAAAGAAAAAAGUUGUAAAUAAAACUGGCACACACAAGAACCACAUUAUAGGCGUCCAAAACAACAAGAAAAAAAAGUGGAAUCUGCCAUUACAUAAUAAUUUAUCAUAUAAAAAAAAACUGGCGGCA